CUCGAAGGGGCAUGUCCAAAGAAAACUACCACUACAAGGUCCACUCUUUAUAUAUUCACCACAACUAUUAAUUGGUACCUUGUUUUCAUCAAACAAAUUAUAGCUCGAUCUGCAGGCUGCAACUUUGUCCAUUCCAUUCCUAUUGUUUUGCAGAUCAAGGGAAACAUGAUAAAGGAAUCAAACAACAAGCAAAGCAAGUUUAAGCAUUACAUUUUAACUCCUGUUAGAAUUCUAAACAAGGCUAAGGGGUUGAUGGCUUGUUCUGGAAGAAAUGCUUGCUCUUCACCUGUUCACAUUGCAGACACUAAGAGCGUAGUUAACAAUGUGAAUGCUCCAAAUGGUAGUGAAAGACAGUCACUGAGGGAGAUUUUAAGAACUGCGCCGAUCAAUGAAACAAGAUUUGUUACAAAUAUUGGAGAAAAAGUAGUGCCAAUCAGAAAUAAUAUAGGGAGUGGUGGUGUUGUUAUGCAAAGGAGGCAAAGGCAGCGGAUUGCGGGGUAUAAAUAUAAUAGAAAUAAAAUGAGCUAUCAGACUGAGGUGAGAAAGAUGGGGAGAAUUGAUGAGGAUAAACCUUGUUACUUUGAGGAAGAUGAAAGUGAUCAUUCCAUUUCCAAGGCCAGUUUAGUGUAUCUGUAUCCAAGAAGUAGCAGGACCAGUACUGUUGUGAAGAACCAAACGCAGUGAUGGAAUAUAUGACAUGAAAUCAUGUACUCUUACUAGCCUCUAGAAGAAGAACCAAUUUUCUAGAUAUUAUAUGGUUCAACUUUUUCCAUAAACUCACCAUGUAGUUUUGGAGUGUACUUAAUUUUCAUUUUCAAUCACUAAUAAUUUUGUUCA
This is a messenger RNA of Medicago truncatula (barrel medic), 837 nucleotides long. RefSeq lists its product as uncharacterized. The transcript has a single exon. Bases 166 to 684 code for a protein of 172 amino acids. The record is from RefSeq and is a predicted model, not a curated record. Lineage: Eukaryota; Viridiplantae; Streptophyta; Magnoliopsida; Fabales; Fabaceae.